Messenger RNA from Drosophila eugracilis, 3427 nucleotides. RefSeq names its product centrosomal protein of 135 kDa (gene Cep135). The transcript is spliced from 13 exons. Lineage: Eukaryota; Metazoa; Arthropoda; Insecta; Diptera; Drosophilidae. Bases 72 to 3275 code for a protein of 1067 amino acids. The record is from RefSeq and is a predicted model, not a curated record.
UUGACUCUUGGCGCAUUACAAUUUUUUUAUUGCGUGUUAGAAAGUUUUAAAGGGAAUAUUAGUGCUCUUCCAUGAAUAUUAACGAUGGUGACUUUAAGGAUCUACGAUGCAAACUGGACAUCAUGGGUUUUACCCAGACACUGCCAGUUUUGGCCAUUCCACUGGUUCAGGCCAUUUUUGGUGACCUGAUCAAGACCACAGAAUGUCUGAGGGAUACGAAAAAGAAGGUGGCCGAGUUGCUGGAGGAAAAGACCUGUUGGGAGCUGGGUGUCGAACCAUACAAGUGCGAUAAUUCUCGCCUGCUAGCCGAGUGUAAUGAACUCCAUCUGCAGUUUCUAGGGGACAGGGAGGACUACGAGCUGCGCCUGUGCGAGUCCGAGCGAAAAAUCCGAAAUCUGGAAACGGACAAGCAGCACUUACAGAGUCACAAUGAUGGAUUACAAAACCAGCUGGACGCUUUGCUCACGAAGCAGAUGGUUUCAUCCACAAUGGUCAAAAAAGUCUCAAGCGGAACUAGCCGUCAAAGUAGGUCAAAAAAACCCUUUAUAACUACAGUGCGCUCCGGCAAUGUACUGCCAGCUGUACUUGGCAGCAGCACUUCAGUUCUUAAAUGCACCAAAUGCAAUGCUGGAGUAUUCCAAAAGACCACCACAACUACCAAGGAUGGUGUAACUGUCACGCAAACAAGUGGCCAAGAGGAGCUUGAUAAAUUGCAGAACGAUCUGACGACAGCCGGAGAACAGCUGGAGUUUUAUAAGCGUAAAGUGGAAGCCAGGAAUCGGGAGAUUUGUCGUCUUAAUGAUAUGUUAGCAGGAGGUCGCCCGCCGGCAGCCUUGGCCAAGGAUUGCUGCUACAAGGAGGUGGGCACCCUCUCCCAAGACAUCGAUCUAUUACAGCGCGAAAAGAGCGAUUUGAUGUUGCAGGUUCGGGAUUUCCAGGACAAAAUGCACGAUGCCAUGCAGCGGGCUCUGGACUGUGAAGAAGACAAAAGGAAACUUCAAACUCAACUGGAAGAGCUAAAGGAAGCUGCUUUGCAGGUAGAACAGCAAGCAAAUGCGGAGAUUGAUGCCAAGGAGUUAGAGCUUAGACAUCUGCAAUUGGAACUUAGGAAGAAGGGCAAAGAUUACAGACUUGCCGGUGGUUUUGCAUCCAACCAAAGUGAUAAGCACAAUCUUAAUGAACGCUUGAAUGUUUUAACCCGUCGCGAAGAGGAACUGGAGUCUACAAAUGAAAAGCACAAGAAAAAAUUACAGAAAAUGCAGGCCAAGAUCUUAGAACUGCAAAAGGAGCUCAAGGAUCAGAACCAACAUACCACCGUCACCCUGGAUGAAGAGAAGAUACGCCUAUCAUCAGAGAGAGACUUCUUUCAGAAGGAGUAUUUGCGUCUGUUGGGCAAAACAGGUUCUGAAUCGGAAAUCGCCUUCUUGCAGGCACAAAUCAAAUCCAAGGAUGAGGAAUUAAAGGCACUGCGAUCUGAAUUGUUCCCUGGUGGGAAGCUCCAGUUUUCCCCGCAGAAGAGCGUUCAGUAUGAGACACUGCCACCGGCAACAGCUUCCUCGAGUACCUCCACUGCCAUUAGCAACCGAAGUGACUGCGUCCAAGCCGCCAUUACAAGGGUCGAGCGUGAACGGGACUGUGCCAGGUCCGAGCUGGAACGUGUACGCUGCGAGCGUGAUACCUUGAGGGAGAAGCAACUGUGCACCGUUCAACUUCAUGCCGAAGAGCUUCAGGGUCUUCGUGUGCGUAACGAAGAACUUAACGAUCGCCUGCGGCAAAUGGAGCGAGAUAAUCGGGAUCUUAACUCAGCUCGUGUGCCAACGGAAACGAAUUUGGUACUGCUCAAGGAAGAUUUGGUUCAGAUGAGGCAGCGUCUGUCCUCAAUGCAAGCUGAAAUCGAUCAGCUGAAGACGGAAAAUGGUCAAAUAACCAUGCUAAACGAUCAAAAUGAACGCAUCAUUGCGGAUUAUCAGACUAAACUUUUGAUGGCUGAACGCCAACGACAGUCUGCGGAUGUGAGAGCAAGCACCUUGGACUCCAGUAGAGAAUCCAAUCGCAACGAGGUUACCCAACUUCGCACGGAUAUCGGAGCUUUGCGGCAGACCUAUAUAUCAUUGGAACAUGAGAAGGAUACAUUACUGCACCAAUUGGAUAGCAAAACAGAGCGGGUUUAUAAACUUGAAUACGAGCUUAAGGAUUGCAAGGAAAAGCGCAACGCAUUGGAGCACAGUGUCAAGGACCUGGAGGAUCAAGUGCGAAAACUGGCCAACAGGAACCGGCAACGCGAUUCAGAACUGACAGAGACCUCGACGGAAAGUAAAACGCUGCGGCAGCAGAUUGUGGCACUCAAAGCCAGCCGCGAUGAGGCAAUUGCAGAGAAUCGCCGGAUGAUGGACAAAUUGAGUGAUGCCCAAGUAGAGGCCAGGACGUUGCAGAACAAGCUGGCCGACUCUGAAAAGCAGGUGAUUAAUAUGAAACAGCAGCUGCAUAAGUACGUCCAGGAGGUAAAGAAGGCUGAGGAUCUGCUAACACAGAAGGUGUCCUCUAAAUUAAAGGAAAAGGAGCGUGACGAAAUGCUGGAUCACUAUCAGUGUCUAACCCAAGACCAAGCAACGCUAGAGGGGAAUAACCAAAGUCUGGAGUGCGAGGCCAUCGAGUUCAGGCGGCAGAUCUGUGAACUGGAGUGCGAGGUGCGCAGCCUGAGGGAUGAUCUACAGUGUCGCCAGUGUGCACUUGAUGACAUGGAAGUCCAAUUGACUGCCGCCAGAGCCUCGAUGAGAUGUCUGGAACGGGAACUGGAAAGUGCCCGUGAUGAUAUCCGUGUCCAGAAAGUGGAUCUUGAGGCUCGUAAGGAGCUGUGUGAUAAACUGGAUGUGGAAAAGGGCAAGCUCAAUGCGGAGCUGAAUGAGGUCAACGAAAUGCGUAAAAAGCUUGAAAAACAAUGCGAAAAACUACGCGAAGAGUUGCAGCAGAGCUUGGCUCUGAAUCAGGUCACCACCGAAACCACUGAUCUGAUGUUGGGAAGAUUGCACAACGAUCAGCAGCGUCAGGAUGACGAUGAUAUUAGGGCCAAAAACGAAAUGGACCGACUGCAACGUCAGCUCGAACAAACUUUGAGCCUAUUGCAGGAGGAGCGUGCUCGCUGUAGGCACCAGGAGAACUUGGCCAAUGAAUACGAACAACAGGCUCGUGAUCUGCGUCGGAAUCUCACCGAGCAUCGUUAUAAUCAAGCUAGAACACGUGAAGUCAGUCCUCGAGUGCCAUCAACGACGCUGUAAUUAUGUAUUUAAAGAAAACCAUUUACUUGUUUUAGUGUGUUAACUCAAAUUUAAUGUUCGGCUGGGAGAUCUCGAAAUUGUAAAAAUAUAUUAAAGAUUGUAAAAACGAAAUAAAAAAUUUGUUGUAACGCCCGGCGCGAAUCUCUCAGGUC